AUGGAAAGCAAAGGCGGAUACACUGAUCCCAACAUGCGGCGGUGCUGGGACUACGACUUCCGAUGGACGCCGCAUCAUCUCACCGCAGAUCAGAUGGAGCCUCUUCGUCACCAGAUGGAUUCUCUAGCAAGCGACUGCGUAGAACCGUUGAGUGAGUUGGCAGCUGCUGCUGCGGAAAAGGCGGAAGGGGCCACUAUAUCUGACACAUCCGAGAAGCAACCAUCAACAGGAAAGCCUGAUUUGUUGAAAACAGACAUGUAUGCAUUAUUACGGGAUAAUCAUAGCAAGAAUAAAGCACUUGAGGCUCUAUGGAAACAAGUGACCACAAUCCCAGACUGGGUGGAUUGGGAGCAAAUCGACAGAGGCCAGAGAGUCUACUACCGAUACGGUCAGCCAAUGACUAUUGCGCUUACUUUUCAGAGCCUGCUCGGUGGGAUGGGGGCUGGCAAGAUUGUGGAAACCCUCAGCCGCACAGGAGGGUUUUCUGCCAAAGUUGUUCGUCACCGGCUUCUAGAAACUUUCCAACAUACGCUACAAGUUUCUCAAUCUUUGGAGUCCAUUCGCCCUGGAGGUGCCGGUCACGCUUCAACCAUUCGCGUGCGACUACUACAUGCCGCUGUGAGAAACCGCAUCCUAAAGCUAUCUAGCAAACGACCAACAUAUUACGACGUUGAGAAAUUAGGUAUCCCAAUAAAUGACCUUGAUUGCAUUGGGACAAUCUGCUCUUUUGCGCCCACCGUUAUUUGGAUCGGUCUUCCACGUCAGGGAAUCUACCUGAGCGAGCAAGAGACCACUGAUUACAUUGCGCUAUGGCGCUUAGUAGCUUGGUAUAUCGGAACACCUACCGAAUGGUUUGAGUCUCCAGAAAAGGCGAGAGGAAUCAUGGAGUCAAUUCUAGUGGCCGAGGUGCAUCCAACGCGGAUGAGUGGUGUGCUGGCCCGCAAUAUUAUUCUUGGGUUGGAGAAAACGCCCCCCUUGUACGCGUCCAGAGGUGUACUCGAAGCCAUGACUCGACAGCUUAUCGGAACCGAGUUGGCCAAUGCUUUGGGUAUUGGACAUCCAAGUCCCUUUGCCUGGGCAUUUGCUGCCUGGGUGUUUUUAUAUGGUAUUUUAUGGAGCUUUAUAUGUCGGGCGAUGCCGUUUGUGGAUUCAACACACAUCAAGUCUUCUCGCACUCAGUUCUGGAAGGUGUUAAUGGAUGUAAAAACGGGACUAGGAAAGGAGACUAGUUUUGAUUUCAAGUAUAUUCCACAAGAUGAAAAGAAAUAG
Molecule: messenger RNA, 1269 nt
Organism: Talaromyces rugulosus
Lineage: Eukaryota; Fungi; Ascomycota; Eurotiomycetes; Eurotiales; Trichocomaceae
Exons: 4
Coding region: 1-1269 (422 amino acids)
Molecular function (GO): oxidoreductase activity
Source: RefSeq, a predicted model, not a curated record